UUCCUUCUCUUCCAGGUCCUGAAAGCUCUUUGGGACGUGAGUGUUCUGUGUGGCUUUAAAGUACUAUAAACCGCGACUAAGUACGCAAUGGGAGGGAGCGAGAGCGCGAAAGUCGAUGCUGGAAAAUGCGACGAAGCUGUCCCCGCCUCGACCGCCCCGCAGAGCAGCAUGGAACCAGAGAUUCUUGAGGCUUCAGGAGUGGAGGAAUACGAGAGCCUGCCGGGCGACUCCCCGACGAAGUCGCCGCCGGCCGAGGCGUCGGGCCUCCGCCCCCGUCAGACUCAGCACCGGGCAAAGCUGAGUUGCAACGGGGAUGUGGAAGAGGAGCCGACCCCGGCCUUGUACUGCGGUUCGCCGUCCCCGUUGGAGCGCCGUCGCUCCGCGCACUUAGCGGUCAGGCGGCGAAUGCCGCCUCCUUGCGGCAUCUCGAGGAUCCGUAAGGCCAAUGGCCAAUGCGCGAUGGAUGACGCACUGCAGAUGCGAGAUCGCAUCGACUCGUUCUACGCAGAGACUUUUGCGGGUUGCCAUCCGUGUCCCCCGUCGCACAUCGGGAAGCCCUUUGAGCCCUCUCGGAUAAUGGAUGCCCCGGCGUCGGCGCACGUGCGACACCCGAGCAACGAGAUGGACCUGAGCCUGAUGGCGCACCAGGCGAUGGAGUCCGCGGGGCUCAUGGCGCACCACGCGGUGGAGUCCGCGGAGGACUUCGUGCGGAAGGUGUGCGAGGAGGCGUGGCAGGUGGUGUCGUUCCACCACCUUCCGUCCUGGCUCAAGGACAAUGACUUCCUGCACCACUGGCAUCGGCCGCCGCUGCCGUCCUUCGCCGCCUGCUUCCGGUCCAUCUUCCGGGUCCACACGGAGACGGGGAAUAUCUGGACUCAUCUGCUGGGGUGCGUGGCGUUCAUCGCAAUGGCCACUUACUACCUGACCCGGCCGUCGAUCGAGGUGCAGAUGCAGGAGAAGUUGGUCUUUGCUGCAUUCUUCCUCGGAGCCAUCCUCUGCCUUGGUUUCAGCUUCACCUUUCACACCGUACACUGCCACUCGGAGUUUGUCGGGAAACUGUUCUCCAAAUUGGACUAUUGUGGGAUCGCUCUGCUCAUCACGGGGUCCUUCGUCCCGUGGCUUUACUACGGUUUCUAUUGCGAAUUCCAACCGAAGCUCAUAUAUCUGACCGCCGUGGUUUCGCUGGGGAUUUCGGCCAUGAUAGUCUCUCUGUGGGACAAAUUCAGCGAGCCCCAGUACCGUUGGUUGAGAGCCGGAGUGUUCAUGGGCUUCGGUCUGAGCGGAAUCAUCCCGGCGAUGCACUAUCUUUCCUCGGAAGGCUGGUUCAAAGCGGUCUCGGAGGCCUCGCUCGGGUCUCUCCUCCUCAUGGGUUUCCUGUACAUCAUGGGUGCUUUGUGCUAUGCAUCACGCAUCCCUGAGAGGUUCUUUCCUGGCAAGUGUGACAUCUGGUUCCAGAGUCAUCAGAUCUUCCAUGUGUUGGUGAUAGCCGCUGCCUUCGUUCAUUAUCAUGGGAUCUCCGAGAUGGCCAUGUACCGGCUGACAACGGGAGAGUGCCAAGAUCACGGGCAGAUGGUCUUGUGAUAUCCCGGGGAAAUACCUGUUUCCUUUCCGUCUGUCUCCUGUCGCUUUCGAUGCGUCAAAUAUUUAUUGGGCACCAGAUUCUAAGAUUUGGUACAGCGUGGAAGUCUGUGAGAUUGCGUCAUACUAUAUUUGUGUUCGGCCUGGGACUUCAUUCCCCGUUUGUGAUUCAUGUGUUGGUGAGAAAGGUUGUAAGGUGCUGGACUGUUGGGAGCGUCACAAUGGGCCUCGGCUGCAGCUGAGGCUCGAUGCAUGGUAGCUAUGUUGGUCUUGAGUCUUGGACUCUGUUUUCUUUCAGGUAUCGCAUUUAAUAACCUGAAUCUGGUGGUGUCAUGGUACAACUUUCUGUAGCUGUGAGACCUUUUCAGUUUACUUCAAAGAACAAAUUGGGUGUCAAUGCACAAUUGCAAUUGCCUCGCAGAUGUAGAGAUGAACAUUAGGAAGGUUCAUUUGGGAAUUAUUUCAGUCACAUAAUCAUACACCAGUAACUCAUGAAUGGAAAUUAUGACCAGUGAAUAUAUAUUUAUUUAAAAGAGUGCCCUUGAGUACUCUUGCCCCCAAUCUUUCUUUAUUCUCGUAAACUUAGCCAGUCAGUUAAUAGUCCACCUCAUAGAAAAGCAAUGCUGUAUUCACGACUUAUCUCUGAAUGCAGCAUUGCAGAGGGCAGAAGGAAAAAAGAUUUAGAAAAUUGCAGUUAAAUUCUGUCCCUUGGCAUGGACACGAUAACCUUCUCUGGGUUGAAAUAGUUCAAUCCGUGAAGUUCAUAUUUACUUAGCCUCAUUGUUGUAAUCACUUACAGGAAUGUUCUCUUCCAAUAUUCCUUUUUUUCAGCAUCAGCUGUGUGCCAAAUAGGCUGGAUUUCAACCAGGGCUUCAUGACGAGUGAAGUGGCAAUUUGAUUCUGGCUAAUUUCCAAGUCAUUUAAUUUUGGAUUCUUGCCCAGUUCAGAUUUUUUAUGUCUUCAGUUUCAGCACAGGUACUGAUUAUAGCAGGAUCUUGCUUUUCUGUAUCUUUUGGACCAGUUACUACUACUACUCCAAUAUGUAAAAGUUGAAAGCAAAUAAAUUAGUUUUUGGAUCAGAGUAAUCUGCCUCAUUUGCAUGAUUACAAAUAAAAGCUUCUGAAAGUAUCUGGUCUUCAUUUGUAUUGACAAUAACGAAAUCUGAAUUGCAAAUGAGGUCUGUUGUCAAAUAUUGGUUCAGGAUUACAGGUUUUCUGUUUCAGUUUGAAGUCCUGGUUGUAACGUUCUCAGCUACCGCUAGGAGACUCGGCAGUUUGAAUGGGAGUGCUGUACAUUUUCAUUCUAAGUGCCUUUUUUCAGUGUUGGAAUUGCAUUUUCAAUAAUAAAGCAUUCCUGAUGUAUCCAUAAUUUUUGACUGGGUAGGAGUUCCAUUUUAGUAUUUUUGCUUUAAAUUCACACAUACGUGUGUGUCCUGGCUCAAGCUCAAUGAAGAGAUCUGAAAACCAUGUACAAAAUCAUGGUAUUCAAGUGAAUGCAUUUUGUUAUUGCCAUUUUCCAACUUGGCUUGUUUGUCUUUCAAUGUUGACCCAUGUCCUUGUCAGUUCCUCAGCACACAAUAAAACAAUCAUUGUCUCCAAUGGUCUUUCUUCAUACCCACCAAUAAAUAAUUGCCUGAUUCAUGUUUUAUUUUGAUGGUGUGCAGUUGGAUGGCCAGAUAAACUUCAUUAUUAUUCCCUAGUCUUACCCUUCCAUUCUUGUAAAAAAAUCCCAAAUAAACUUGAAUAAAAGUUUUUUG
Darwinula stevensoni is the source of this 3334-nucleotide messenger RNA. NCBI's taxonomy places the organism in Eukaryota, Metazoa, Arthropoda, Ostracoda, Podocopida, Darwinulidae. The record is from the annotation of a GenBank genome assembly.